ACACACUAAUCAGUCAAUCAUAAAAGAAAAAUCCAAAAAAAUGGGAUCUUCACCGAAGAAGACGACUCUGCAACGUUACUUGUCACAGCUUCAGCAACAUCCUUUAAGAACAAAGGCAAUUACUGCUGGAGUGUUGUCUGGUGUUAGUGAUGUUGUAUCUCAGAAACUCUCUGGCAUACAGAAGAUUCAGCUCAGAAGGGUUCUUCUCAAAGUGAUAUUUGCGGGUGGUUUUCUCGGACCAGCGGGGCAUUGCUUUCAUACAUAUCUGGAUAAGGUUUUUAAAGGGAAGAAAGACACAAAGACUGUGGCAAAGAAGGUAAUUGUGGAACAACUGACAUUGUCACCACUGAACCAUUUGCUUUUCAUGAUCUAUUAUGGAGUAGUCAUCGAAAGAACUCCCUGGAACCUUGUUAGAGAAAGGAUCAAGAAGACAUACCCGACUGUCCAGCUUACUGCAUGGACGUUUUUCCCGGUGGUGGGAUGGAUAAACUAUAAGUAUGUGCCACUUCAUUUCCGGGUCAUCUUGCACAGCGUCGUCGCGUUCUUUUGGGCCAUUUUCUUGACCCUGCGAGCGAGGUCAGUGACAACACUGGCUUUGGCAAAGGCUGAGUGAUUAGGCUCAAUCCUUGGAAUCAUUGUAAUCUCUUGGUACUCUGUUUGUUAAAGCAAAUUGAACAGCUGAAACCAAAUAAGAAUCUGUAUUAUGAUGAUACCAUUCUAGGAUAUAGCAAUAUGUUUAAAUUAUUACAACCAUUUUCAGAUUUUUUGUCUAAAACACAUUCACAAACAUCAUAUAAAAAAAGGGUAUUAAAGAAGAGAUCUUGUUUAAGCAGC
Camelina sativa (false flax) is the source of this 834-nucleotide messenger RNA. The record is from RefSeq and is a predicted model, not a curated record. NCBI's taxonomy places the organism in Eukaryota, Viridiplantae, Streptophyta, Magnoliopsida, Brassicales, Brassicaceae.